CUUCUUUGUUCUAAUUGUCUCAAAUGGCCAAGGUUCAUCCUCAAACCUUCCCCUCUUCUUCUUCUCCUCCUCCUUUGAUGGAGAUAACAUCAAGGAGAGAGGUUUAUACCAUAUGGAUGAAAUCAUUGGUGUUCAAUGGGAAUGGUUGCACCGUAUAUGAUUCCAAUGGUAGGAUUGCUUAUCGGGUCGAUAAUUAUGCUUGCAAGUGUAGUGAUGAAGUAUACUUCAUGGAUCACGGUGGCAAAGUACUGUUUAAGAUACUUAGAAAGAAAUUUAGUGUGCUCAGGCUAUGGGAAGGCUAUAGAUGCACCGAUCCGGGGCUAGAAGAGAAAAAUCCCUGGUUCAGAGUCCAGAAGGCUCGCCGGCUUCUGUCGAGAGACCGUUCCAGCGAAACCAUUGUAUGGGUUGGCUGUGGAAAAGAGUAUAAAAUAGAAGGGUGGGCACAUAAGUCGGAAUACAGGAUUAUGGACAUGGCCGGAGGGCUAGUAGCUGAGGUAAAGAGGAAGCAAACAGCCUCUGGGGUAGCUCUGGGGGAUGAUGUUUUAAGUCUGGUGGUGGAGCCCAGUGUAAAUCAUUUGCUUAUCAUGGGACUUAUGGUAGUUUGUGGUCUAAUCAACCACAGUUUAUGAGGAGGACUCUUUUUGUUGGCUAAGCCAAUUGGAGUUCUUUGUACACUGAAUAAUAUAUUGCUGCAUUUGCUGACUGGGAGAAAAAGGAUGAGGCAAAAGAAAAGGAUUAGGAAGCAGGUGUAGCAGGGCAUCAGCCUGUUUUAUUAAAAUAUACAUUCAUUUGUUUAUCCAUUGUGACAUUUAUUUGGUCCAAAGGAAUUGAUAUCUACUAGAUGUGAUCAUGUGUGAUGUAUAUGUUUCCCUCCUCUUUCAUUAGUGUAUACAUCAAGAAAAGGCUACAUCUGAUUGAUGGCCAAAAUUUCA
Messenger RNA from Elaeis guineensis (African oil palm), 932 nucleotides. RefSeq names its product protein LURP-one-related 11. NCBI's taxonomy places the organism in Eukaryota, Viridiplantae, Streptophyta, Magnoliopsida, Arecales, Arecaceae. The record is from RefSeq and is a predicted model, not a curated record.